GCCCUUCUGCUCGCACUCGGCUCUACGUUCUUCCCGGACCUCAUUCUUUCCUUGACCGGCGAAGAGCGCGCGUCGAGCUAACCGUCGUGCUCGCUGUAACGGCAAAAGUCCUCGCGAUCGGCAUACCGGCGUUGCCAGCCUUCAGGUCAUUAUCGGUAUAGCAGUGAAUUUACUGGAAGAAUCGAGAACCCGUUUUUCCUAUACCGGCAACCUCUGGUCUCCAGUGCUCUGUACUCUCGCCAGACGUUUUUCACCGAGAUUCGAAUGUGCUGCCGAAGUUGACGCGCCUGGAUUACACGCCUACCAACCUGACCAUUCGCAGCCCCGCCGUAGCAGCGUAUAUUGCGAAUAACGGAAGUUAAACUCGUCACAGCAGUCCGAGGAUUUGAAUUUCUUAGCUGCCGGACGCUGAUAGUUUUGAACUCGACAGCCAAAGUGACUUAGGAUAGAGUGGCUACGAAGCAAUGCGUUGCUGACAGAGGGACAGAUAGAGUCUGCAGGCUGCCGGACAGAUCGACGGACACGCAUAUACAGCCGAACACGAAGAUAGGGAGACGGAGAGACGCCGUUGCCGUUCCCCCCCCUCCCUCGCGCUCUCUCGCUCAGUCGCUUAUUCGCUUGGCAGUUGCUCGCGCGUUACCGACCUAACUGGACGAGUUGUGAGUGCGCUCUCCGUGAAAAAGUUCUUUGAUACGUGCUGCUGGGUUUGUUAAGCCGUAUUCCUUGUAUUGCUUUAUACGCAAACUGUGUUCAGUGCUGGAAAAGGGAAAUAGCUGUGUGCUCUGUACGCCAAUCUUUUUCCUGGCUGUUGAGGAACCUCGUGAUUCUGGGCUGUGUCGAAACCAACCGGAAGACUAGGAGUCAACGAGUCCUCGUGCUAUUAACGAGAGGAAAAGAGUCGAUAGUAAAGAGGCGGAAGUCAGAGACGUAGAGAGAAGAUGGGUGCGCGUCAAAGCAGAAGAUCCGUCGACAUAACGACGACGCCGAAAAAGGACGGCGUGCCAACCGAGGGUGGAGUCGUCGGGGACGCCGCGGCACCUGGUGAUGGUAAACUCGAGAGGAUCGAGGAAACCGAUUCGAAACCGAUCUCGAAUGGUGUCUCCUCGCACACGGAGGUUGCUGCCGAUAAAGAAGACAAGGAUAAGGAUAAAGAUGAGAGCAGCGAGAAGGAUAAGGAGAAGGUGCCAGAAGAUACGAAACCCGAGGAGGCUAAGCCCGACGGGACGCCCCAGGACGCUUCUGGAACCGAAGGUGCGGAGGUAACGACGCCAAGUGCAGAGGCCACUCCUGCUACUCCCAACGCAGCGACUUCGCCUGAAUCCAAGGAAACCAAAAAAAAGGAUAAGCUCAAGAAGAAGUGGUCCUUCAGAUCGAUCAGCUUCAGCAAGAAGGACAAGAACAAGCCGGCUCGCGAGGAUACGCCCAAGAAUGGAGACGUCACCAAGGAGGAGCCUCUCGCUGAGAGUGGCGAGGAAGUCGAGGGUGCAGCUGCAGCUGCGAGCAGUCCUACCGAAGAAAAGUCCGCUGUGAGCAGUUCAGUCGCCCCAGAGGCUGAUGAUUCUGCACCAGCAGUAGCAGAGGCAGCAGCACCAGCUGAUGAAGUUGCAGGAAAAUUGCCGGUAUCUGAAAGCGCAAACGCGACAGUCGAAUCGAAGAAGGAAGAAGAGAAGCCUGCAGCGACGGCGACGCCGACGGCCCCUAGCGUUCCUAGUGGCGAAAGCUUUUCCACCGUGGAAAAGAAAGAGGAAUCCAGUCCCAGUGCUCCUACUCCUGUCCCUGUCGAGGAAAAGAAAGAGGAAAUCGAAAAAGUCGAGAUUGUGGCCGCUGAGAAAGUCGAGGGCACUCCGGAGCCAGAGGUUGCCGAGAAGGAAGCGACAAAGCCUAGCGCAAACGAAACUAGCACGACGGAAAGUGUCGAUGAUGCUCCAACCAGUCCACCUCCUGCGGUUCCAAUCGAGGUUUCGCAAGCUCCUGCAGCUCCUGCAGCUCCUGCAGCUCCUGUCUCUGCGCCAGCACCAGCACCAGUAGUUGCACCCACACCUGCACCUGUACUCGCACCUGCGCCCGCCAUUACUGAAGACGUCGCUUCGGUGACCAAGGCUAUCGAAGAGAUUGACAUAAAUGAGAAGGCCGUUGCAGCAGCAGUUAACGAAGCCAUGGAGAGCAACACGAAUGAGCUCGUCAACGACUCGUGCCACCAAAACAACAUGAAUGAAUAAACGUCGCCGUCACAAACCGAAUUGUAUUUUGGGAAGAAGAAAGUUCUUUUCUCUCGUUAAAACCAAAAAAAGUAUAUUAUAUAUAUAUACAUAUAUAUAUAUAUACACACACAUGUAUAUAUACAUAUAUUUGGAUCAUUCCUACAACUGAAAA
Messenger RNA from Cephus cinctus (wheat stem sawfly), 2373 nucleotides. RefSeq names its product proteoglycan 4. Bases 939 to 2219 code for a protein of 426 amino acids. NCBI's taxonomy places the organism in Eukaryota, Metazoa, Arthropoda, Insecta, Hymenoptera, Cephidae. The transcript has 8 exons. The record is from RefSeq and is a predicted model, not a curated record.